AUGAGAAAAUUCAAUUCAAAUUCAGGAAAUUAUCGAAAUCCAUGUAUAACUAUGCACCAGCCUUGGGCUUCUCUUCUCGUUUACGGAAUCAAGCGAAUCGAGGGAAGAACAUGGCCUGCUCCAAUCACAGGUCGUCUUUGGAUUCAUGCUGCUGGUAAAGUUCCGGAGGAGUCUACGAUCAAAGCAAUGGAGUAUUUUUAUAAGGAAAUUUAUGCACUACAUGGGAUCACUAAUAUUGAUUUUCCUCAACAUUACCCUGUUUCUAGGCUUUUGGGUUGUGUUGAAGUUGUUGGCUGCUUAAAUCGCGAAGAGCUAUCGUCCUGGGAUAUGGUUCCUGAAUCGGUAAGGCUGGAAGCGCAAACUGAUUAUUGUUGGUUGUGUGAAAGGCCACAGAAAUUGUUGAUUCCAUUUGAGAUGCGAGGUUACCAAGGCGUUUAUAACUUGGAAAGAAAGAUUUAUGAAGGUGCAGCUAGAGGGUUAGUCCCGGUUGAUGCCCCUAUGCCAGUGAAGUUUCCGCUUCCGGAUCCAUCUGAUCCGUUUUCCCUGAGACCGGGUCGUGCCUCUGCGCUUACUCGUAAUUUAAAAGCAACUGAAGUGGAUAAGUCGUCAAGUUUAAGUCUGGCCAUAGCUGGGGCACGUGCAGCAGCUGUUCAGUUUGCAAAAAAGGACUAUAAUUCCCAAAGUAUUGAUCGAAACAAUAAUCUUAUUAAAAUAAAUGCUAAUCACAAUGAGACUCAAGCUGCUAGAUCCGAUCAUUUACAGCCACAACAAAGGUCUAUGGGAAAGGACAAUAUACAGUCCACUGAAUUAAAUGAGAAAUUUGAUGAUGGUUUGGUCUCAUUAGAUCAGGAAGUGAAAGGCAGUAGUAAAGUGAAUGAGGGAGGUAGCUCGUACCAUCAAUUACCUCGUACUGACAGGAGACAACAUUUUCCGCCCUCUACUAAGGGUGUUUUGGUGUAUAAACCGAAGUUCAGUUGUAACAAGUAUGAGGGAAGUAGUAUGCAGGAUCAAUCUUCAGGCACAGAAGCAGAUUUGAGGCAGCAUCCUCGUCCGCCAUCCAAGAUUUUUGCCGCAGCGAUGAAAAGCAUAAGCAAUGAUCGUGGAAAGAGUCUGACUUCUCAGAGUCCGAUUGUGAAUUUGUAA
This is a messenger RNA of Lathyrus sativus (Indian pea), 1143 nucleotides long. Lineage: Eukaryota; Viridiplantae; Streptophyta; Magnoliopsida; Fabales; Fabaceae. The record is from the annotation of a GenBank genome assembly.